CAACUUAUAAUAGUGAUAUAGUCUCAAAUUAUCAAUGUCGAGCUCACAUUUCUUCGGUCGAAUUAUUAAUUUAAAAUAUUUAUAGUUACAAAACUUCAUAUGUACACUAUAAAUACGAGCAGAUAAUUUGUAGGUUACAAAAUUCAAUAUUGAUUUUUGGCAAUAAACAACUAAAAUAAGUGUUCUAUGUUUCUGUGCAAGUAAAAGGUUCCUUGAGUAAUCAGUGUUCACAAUGUCUUUAAUAUUUCGACCGCCGACAGACCCGAAUUUAUCUAAAUUUGUGGAAAACAACGACUAUGACUCCCUCGCUAAGUACCUUGUAGGUAACAACUACAGAUUUCGCGAGAAUAUUAUAAUACCGAGGAUCCUUGGGCCAGUGAUUAUUAAAACGAAUGAGGAAAAGAUGAUUGAAGCCACUAUCGAAAGCUGCCCCUUUAAAUCCAUCACUAGUUGCAUUAUUGGCUACGGUCUCGGCGCAGCAGUGGGUCUAUUCACAUCUUCGCUAAUGCCAAACGUGUCAGUGACAGACCCCAACGCAAUGCAGACACAAUCCGCACGAGAGAUAUUACGAGAAAUGAGGACAUCUAUGCUAAGUUACGCAAAGAAUUUUGCUAUCCUCGGUGCUGUGUUCUCCGGUGUGGAAUGCUGUAUAGAGUCUGCGAGAGGAAAAACGGAUUGGAAAAAUGGAACUUAUGCCGGUGGGGUUACUGGUGGCCUAAUAGGAUUAAGAGGUGGUUUAAGGGCAGGUAUAUUUGGCGCCGCGGGCUUCGCAGCAUUUUCGACAGUUAUUGAUUAUUACAUGCAUCAACGUUGAUAAAGAGUUGCAACAUUUAAUUUAUAUUAGUAAUUGUUAGCAAUAAACCAAAUAGAUACCUA
Helicoverpa zea (corn earworm) is the source of this 876-nucleotide messenger RNA. RefSeq names its product mitochondrial import inner membrane translocase subunit Tim22. Gene Ontology annotation, molecular function: transmembrane protein transporter activity. The record is from RefSeq and is a predicted model, not a curated record. Gene Ontology annotation, biological process: protein insertion into mitochondrial inner membrane. The transcript has 3 exons. The coding region runs from base 233 to 814 and encodes 193 amino acids. Gene Ontology annotation, cellular component: TIM22 mitochondrial import inner membrane insertion complex. NCBI's taxonomy places the organism in Eukaryota, Metazoa, Arthropoda, Insecta, Lepidoptera, Noctuidae.